Talaromyces proteolyticus is the source of this 5066-nucleotide messenger RNA. Its product is annotated as putative multidrug resistance-associated protein. Gene Ontology annotation, molecular function: ABC-type transporter activity; ATP binding; ATP hydrolysis activity. The transcript is spliced from 14 exons. Gene Ontology annotation, biological process: transmembrane transport. Gene Ontology annotation, cellular component: membrane. Bases 283 to 4644 code for a protein of 1453 amino acids. Lineage: Eukaryota; Fungi; Ascomycota; Eurotiomycetes; Eurotiales; Trichocomaceae. The record is from RefSeq and is a predicted model, not a curated record.
GGAAUAUAUGAUAGGUCCGGAACGUAUCUGUAUCGAUUUAGCUGAUACCCUAGGAAUGAACCACGAUUCUUAGCCAUAUCAAGCAGUAAAGCUCCCAUGCAGUCGCAUUGCCCCUCAUUUUUCCGUCGUCCAAAUCAACUUCCAGAAGGAAAGCCGGAUUAGUGCAGUACUCACAGUCGAAAUUUGAGUUCUUUUAUACACGCGUUCAUAAAAAUCUUCCUUCCUUUGAUAUUUAUAACUAGCACAUGAUUCCCAAAGAAGCGAAGAUGAAUAGAGUUAGCCAUGUCUGCUAAAACAGUCUGCCCUGUAGGCGCCGAUAGUCAGCUUGGCCCGCGAGUAGCCUUCGAUUGUCGCGCUUUUGAUUUCACACUUCUUUUUGAGGAUAUCUUUUUCGGCGCGCUCCCAGCAGCAGUCUUUUUGCUCAUCGUCGGUGUGAGAAUUCGCUAUUUGCAGGGCUCGAUAGUCAAGGUGAUCGGGCAUAAAUUGGCGGUUUCUAAAUUGAGCCUUCUAGCGCUUCUUUUUAUUCUACAGAUACUGUUCACAGCAUUUGUAUUAGAGACGCCUUCUAUUCAUACCAAGGCAUCGGCAUCUUCCGGAGUAUUAAACAUCUUUGCGACUUUUGCAGCCGUUGUCCUAUCAUAUCUCGAAGACCAACGAUCUUGUAAGCCGUCGGAUAUACUUGUCUUCUAUUUCUCUGUUCUUGGUCUUUUAGAAAUACCUCGUCUACGUUCAUUAUGGAUGACUCCUUCUGUCGAGGCCUGUCAGGGAUUGUGGACAGCAAUAUUCGUCGUGACUAUCAGCAUUGUGUUACUGGAAUCGGCUACAAAAAGCAAAUUUCUACGUCCCACAUAUCUUACAGUAUCUUCUGAAGAACUAUGUGGAUUUUGGGCACGGUCCUUCUUCGUCUGGGUGCUACCAUUAUUCCGUACUGGAUAUAGCACUGUCAUUAGCAUUAGUGAUCUACCUCAAUUAGACCAUGACCUAAAGGGGAAUACCGCAGAGGAGAAACUACAGGGCACCUGGAAAGAAGCUAAAGGUCGGCGUCGACUCAUCAAGGCACUUUUUUGGGCCUACAGUUGGCCAAUUCUCGCAGCUAUUGUGCCGCGGGUUUCUCUUAUCGUAUUCACCUUAUGCCAGCCGUUUUUGAUCGCUGCGACCGUGAACUGGAUAGGAUCAGAGGUCACCGAAGAGACUAGCAAGUACGGACAGGGGCUGAUUGGAGCGUACGUGCUUGUGUAUUCGGCCAUGGCGAUUACGACGGCUAUCUAUAAUCAUCAAAUAAAUCGCCUCGCCACGAUGAUUCGAGCCGGGUUAAUUUCUAUGAUUUAUAAAAAGACCACACUACUCAAAGCUAAUGAGUUCAAAGGUGCAGAAGCUAUUACACUUAUGGAAACUGAUGUUGACAAAAUCAUGACGGCUGUCAAGAAUUUACACGAGUCAUGGGCAUCCAUACUUCAAGCCGGAGUAGCAAUAUGGCUUCUUGAGCGCCAAGUAUAUGUAGCCUGCGUGGUACCGACCAUCGUUUCUUUAGCUUGUGUUUAUCUCACUGGCCCCGUUUCUUCUCGAAUAGGAGCUACCCAAAAGGCGUGGGUUGAACGAGUUCAACAAAGACUUGCUAUCACGUCUACUAUGCUGGGGAAUAUGAAAGCAGCUCAGAUGCUGGGACUUAGAGAGGUACUGUUUAAGAUCAUUAACGACUUCCGGGAGCUGGAAUUACUUGAAUCAUCACGCUAUAGGAAGCUUCUAAUUAUAGUUGCUGCGUUAUCCAAUGUACCACCAGACUUUGCUCCGUAUGCUAUGUUCUUGACAUAUGGAAUUAUCGCUAUCGUUGGGAAGAAUCAAACAUUGCUUACUGCCCAAGCAUUUGCAUCGCUUUCUUUAAUAUCGCUCGUCACUUCUCCUCUAUUGAUAUUCGUGCAGUCGAUCCCCAAUAUCAGGCAAGCAUCGGGUUGCUUUGAGCGUAUUCAAGAGUUUUUCCUUAAGGAUAUUGUAACUCCACGACGAUCUUGCUUGGCUAUUGAUGACGAAAAUUCGGGUGAGACCUCGCAUGAAGGGAUCGAGAUGUCCUCCAUGCCGACGAAUAAUUCGGUAGAGACGCAAUUGGUUGAGUUUAAAGACACAAGCAUAUCUUGGUCAAAGGACUCCGAAGUCGUUCUACUGAACUUGAAUAUCAGUAUUCACUCGAAUAAAGUCAUAAUGAUUGUCGGGCCUGUUGGAUCUGGAAAGUCUCUCUUUCUAGAGAGCAUGAUUGGUGAAACUACAAUCCGGCGAGGUACAAUUAAAAGCGCACUACUACUGCGAGCUGCAUAUUGCCCUCAAACGUCUUGGAUUAUAAACAAUACCAUCCGCCAUAACAUCACGGGUGGAUCUGAUUUCGAUCAGAAAUGGUAUGAUUUUGCCGUUUCAUCAUGCGCACUCCAAGACGAUCUGGAUAAAUUUCAAAAUGGAGACCAGUACGAAGCAGGAAGUGAUGGGAAUUCUUUGAGUGGUGGGCAGAAACAACGAGUGGCUCUUGCGCGUGCAGUGUAUUCCAGACUUCCAACCGUAAUUCUCGAUGACGUUUUCAGCGGACUGGAUGCUAGAAGCGUUAAUUUUAUUACGAAAAGUCUUUUCAGCCUGAAUGGCUACUUUCGUAAAUCGAAAACAUCCGUGAUCCUAGCAACGCAUAAUCUAAACCUUCUUCCGUACGCGGACGAGAUUAUUGUGUUGAAUGAUGGAAAGAUCGCCGACCAUGGCUCAUAUAGGGAUAUAAGUGCACGUAAUCCAGAAAUUAUCGCUGACUCGACGUUCAAGGAAGAGAAAAACAUCACUUCGCCCUCUGAAGAUGUCAUUAUCGAUGCAAGUGUUGCUCAAGUCCAACGUCAAGCUAACAAUGGGCAAGAUGGGAGAUUGAAGGAAACCGUGGAUGUCCUACGCAGAGAUGGGGUCUGGGCAGUAUACAAGUACUAUGUCCAAAGAGCUGGGCCUUAUGUUUGUGCGGUGUAUUUUGGCGUGGUAAUCGCUCAAGCCUUUACGGCGCAAUAUGCCACUGUAUGGCUUCAAAAGUGGUCAGCCGCGAGUGAAGAACAUCCAAAUAAUGAUAUAGCAAUGUAUCUAGGCAUAUACACCCUUAUAUUUGCCUGUUCAUUCAUAAGUUUUCUCAUCAGCUGCUGGUUAAUACUGAUGAAAAUUAUAACGAAUACUUCUCGUGGCCUACAUACUGAUCUUCUGAAAGCAACCCUUGGUGCCCCCAUCAGCUUCUUCCAGACGAACGAUAACGGGUCUUUGGUCAAUAGGUUUAGUCAGGAUAUCAGCCUGGUCGACAACCGACUUCCUAUAUAUGCAUAUAACUUCACAUCAGGCGUUGCAAUGUGCAUUGUGAUUUUGGUAUUUAUAUGUGUAAUGGGUAAAUAUUUCGCAAUAACCAUUCCAUUUCUCGUCGCCAUCCUAUGGGCAGUCCAACUCUAUUACUUGCGCACAUCACGGCAAGUUCGACUGCUUGACAUUGAAGCGAAAGCACCGCUCUAUUCACAGUUUAUGGAAACUGUUGCUGGGGUUUCCGUAAUCCGAACAAUGAACUGGCAUGCUCAAUUUCAAAGCCAAUGCGAAGACCUACUCAAUCGCUCUCAGAAGCCACUGUACAUGCUAUAUUGCAUACAGCAGUGGUUGAAACUUGUUCUUGACUUGAUAGUGAUGGCAAUGGCUGUCAUUAUAGUGACAACAGCGACUCUUCUGAAUGGCCAGAUCAGCCCUGGUGCUAUUGGUGUUGCGUUGACCCUUGUCCUGAUGUUCAAUGAAAACUUGACCAAUAUGAUACAAUCAUGGACCCUUACAGAAAUUUCAAUUGGUGCCGUUGCACGUAUUCAACGGUUUGCUACAGACACUCCCUCAGAAAAACGCCUGGUAUGCAAUCCUGCUCCUUCCUGCCAUGAAUGGCCAUCCAAAGGAGCUGUGCAAUUUGCAAAUGUCACUGCUAGCUAUAGCGAGGACAUGUCGCCAGUACUCAAAAAAGUGUCUUUAACCAUUGAGCCCGGCCAGAAAGUUGCCAUCUGCGGCACAUCUGGAAGUGGAAAGACAUCAUUGAUACUUAGCUUGCUUCAAAUGAUUGAUUUGCAAUUCGGAAAAAUUUUUAUCGACGGCAUUGACUUGGCGACACUGGAUCGAGACGACAUUCGUGGACGGAUAAGUGUCAUCCCACAGGAACCAUUCUUCAUACCAGGUAGUCUCAAGUUUAAUCUUGAUCCUCAUAAUAGAGUCUCCAAUGAAAUUAUAGAAUCCUCACUCAAUAAAGUCGGCUUGUGGGCUCGAGUUAAGGCUGAUGGUGGACUCAAAAUGGCCUUUAUCGCAUCCGACUGGUCCGUGGGCGAAAGGCAAUUAUUUGCUCUGGCGAGGGCAUUGGCUUUACGAAGCCCCAUUCUGAUUCUAGAUGAGGCCACUAGCAGUGUGGAUUGGGAGACGGAAGCGACAAUGCAACAAAUUAUCGACAAGGAAUUUGCCGCCAAGACAGUCAUUGCAGUUGUUCAUCGCCUAAGAUUUAUUUCCCAGUAUGAUAAAGUCGCUCUUUUAAAGAGUGGGGAGCUGAUGGAGUACGGGGGUCCUCAGGACUUGCUGAAUAUGAACUCUGAGUUCAAAAAAUUGCAUGAGUCCGUGCAAAUGAGUCGAUGAAUACUUCUCCGCUACAGUUGGGCUGCGCUAUCAUUUCGAUGACUUAAAAAUUCACAACUAGGUGGGCGUACUCUACUAAAAUCAGCCAUCUUAAAUGUAAUGCUGUUAAUGUGACAAACUAUGUCACGUUUCAUUUCAACCUAACUUCUCCUCAACCAACUGAGCCGUCUGCAAAGCCUAAUAGAGCACCCCCCCCCUUGAACUCUUAACUGGGGUAUAUUUAGAGCUAUAUUGGAACCCUGGGGCUUCUUUGAUUUUUGUUUCAUGUCAAAAUAAGUAUACUUUUGUUCAGAUAUAGACGCGCUUCAUCACAGAAUGAUCAGGAACGCUCAGCCGAUGUUAUAAGUACAGAAAUUGUGGCAAUAAGUCAGGCUCACACGUUGUUCAAAAGCAAGAGUAAACCAAUAUUAUUUAAAUGUUAU